UGCCUGACUUCAUCUUCAAUACCUAUUUUUCUGGUCUAAGAUAAGAUAAGAUUGUUGGGCUGCGUUCAAAACCAAGAAAGAUGAUCCAAGAAGAUGGAAUUCAUUCGUUGGCAAUUGCAUGCAGAUUGUUAAGGUUUAUUGUUCCUUUUGUAAUCCCUUUGUGCAAUGGUUUAGCAGUGUUCAGAACAUUUGCAGGCCAAAUAUGGAUAUUCUUCGCUGACCAAAGUCAGUUUUUGUGUGAUUCCAUAUUGGAGGAGGUUGCUGAAGAGCCUGGGAUUUUGGGUCCUUUACGUGAUAAUUGUUCUUCAAAAGAUAAUGCCUUUACUUCUAUAAAUAUAGAAGAAAAGAACAGUGAAGAAGUAGCAAAAGAUGUGAAUUCGACAGUUACGAGGAGUCAAGUAAGAGCUCCAAAGAAAAUUGUUAGCUUUAAUGAGAGUGUAGAGGAAAUACUACCAAAUAGCUCGAGAAGGAUAAAGACGCCUGGUUCGAGUUGUACACUACAAUGCCAGAAAGAGGAGGCUAAACCCUUGAAGUCCAUUCUCAAGGUGGGUUCUAAAAUAUUUCAAAAAGAAAUUAUCAUCUGUAAUUAGAGAUUCAAAAGUCAAUUUGUUCGAGAUUACGGUUACGAUAUGUUUUCUACCCUCUAUAUUAAAUCUAAGGUUCAUUACCGAAGCUAACGUAAAUAAUAAAGAGAA
Olea europaea var. sylvestris is the source of this 695-nucleotide messenger RNA. RefSeq lists its product as uncharacterized. The record is from RefSeq and is a predicted model, not a curated record. NCBI's taxonomy places the organism in Eukaryota, Viridiplantae, Streptophyta, Magnoliopsida, Lamiales, Oleaceae. Bases 81 to 590 code for a protein of 169 amino acids. The transcript has 2 exons.